Molecule: messenger RNA, 783 nt
Organism: Microdochium trichocladiopsis
Lineage: Eukaryota; Fungi; Ascomycota; Sordariomycetes; Xylariales; Microdochiaceae
Exons: 3
Coding region: 118-735 (205 amino acids)
Source: RefSeq, a predicted model, not a curated record
CAUUACGAAUCAUCAUUAAGAGGACUGGCCAGUCCGAAAUAUACCGGUCCCCAGCAGGCCCUCGAAGGUUCGUGUGCCCCCGCCAACCGCGCAAGACAACAAAAACAAAACGAGCACAUGAUGGCCAACCGACCAGCGCCACACCUGCGGCCAACCGCACAGAGAGGCGUACCGCGACCAAACCUAGGCCAUCACGGCAGCAGCAACCUUAGCAACAACAGCAAUAGCCAGAUCAACGGUCACGGCGGACAUUCACACGCGCAAGGGCCAACGGCACCCACAACAGCAGCAACAACAACAGCCACCAACGCCACGACGACGACGACGACGACAAACGCCGGGGUCCGGCGCAACCUCUUCCAGAGCCAGCUCACGCGCCGCCCCACGCCCACGUCGUCUGCCUCGGCCGAGACGCUGCGCCUGGAUGUCGACGUGCUCUCAGACACCUCGGACAUUGUCGUCCGCGACAAGAACGGCGAGUUCGACGUCGGCGAUCCACCCACGCCGCCGCUCGAGGACCCCGAAGACGCGGGGCUAGACGAGGCGCAAGAGAACGAACAAGAAAGACGGAGGCUCGCUGAUGCUGUCAAGCACCAUCAAAUCAACUUGGGUCGUAUGCCGGCACAGCCCGAAGAGGUCAUUGAGACUCUCCGAGCGAGCAUGCGGGCACAAGUAGCGUCCCUCGCCGAGGACAACUGGAUGUAUGAGGCUGAGGAGCUGCAACGCAUGCAGUGAGGCCCCUUCCGCAGAGCUUCUUCCAUGCGAGGCACAGUCCCGCUGGUG